AUGGCUUCCACAAUGACGACCGAAUCCCGAUCCGCCUUACGUGAUAGACGCAAUGCCGUACCGCUCCUGCUUUCGUCUUUUCCAGCACCUCCUACGCACAUUCCUGCUUCCCCAUUUACCCCGCUGAGCACUCCUAUCAGCGUUCCUACAAGCGCUUCCUCCGGCAUCCUUAAUCCCCCUCCUUCAUUACCUCCUUCAUCACCCCUUCCUCCCGUCCCAGGCCCGUCUCCCAUAACCGAACAUGAGACGCUUAUGUUUAUAUCUGCUGCUCGCUCCCGCAGAGCCUCCAAGCUUUCCCUCGCGUCUUCCUCAAGUUAUUCGCGACGCAAUUCGACGGCUACUCUUGCCAGCAAUGGCAGCGGCAGCAACGCGAGUGUUCCUUCCUUAUCUCUCUCAGUAAGUGCCACACCCGUUGACUCGUCUACACGCUCCCUCCGCACGCUCUCUUCCAACGGAUCGCUUCCAACCUGUUCGCGGCUCCAAGACAAGUCGCCUACAUUCGAGCCGAGAAUCCGCGAAGAGGAUGCGGCGGAUCUCAGCCGCAUGUCGCUUGACGAGAUCAUUAUGCACUCGCCCGUUUCAGACAGUGAAUACAGCGACGACGAGAAAGUGCUCGAGGUUGGUCUGUCUGCUUCUGGUCGUCGUCGGCACGCUCCAAACGACUCAAUAUCCUCCAUCGACAUGCAAGACUUACCACCGCUGCAUGAGGAUGAAGUUGAGAUGCCGAUUGCCGUUCCCGCUCUAUCACCUGUCUGUCCUGAGUUUGCAAAUUCCCCCAAACGCUCCAGCACCUCGAGCCGGAUCAACAAGGACCUUCCGCCACUACCAACGGAAGCGCGAGGACCGUCCACAUCAACUGCGCCUCCAGACACUCAAAGAUCCGACAGCCCGGACAUUCAGACCAUCCUCGCCACCACACCUCGUCCACGUCGGAAGUCGUCCACAUCUGCAUUGUCCACACGGUCUCGAUCAGCAUCUCGAAGUCGGUCUUCACGCUCUGCUCUAAGACGGCACGUCAGCGAAGGCAUCUCCAUGCCUCGUUCAAGGAUACACAAGAGCGAUCCACGUAGGACUAGUGAAGCAUCUCUCCCGCUCCCUGAACGGAGAGGACGGCCAGGCGAGCCAGGCGAAUCUAUGCGGAAAGACGCGCGGGACGUUGAGGAGUUUUGGAACGAUGAUUCAUUUGUGUCUGAUUAUGGGACACCGUUGGAUGGGACUGGGACGCCGAUGGAGCUUUUCGACAAAGAAGAGGAGGAUCGACUGGAGAGAGAACUGGAGGGUGACGGAAGUGAUACUGAUUCGAGCUUGGACAUUCACACGCCUCUGCCGAAUCUGAUGUUGCGGGACGGAUUGCUGUCGCCUCACUCAAAACUGCUACCCCAAUCACAACAGGCGUCGCCAAAUGGUCGGCCUGGCAGUCUCAUGAGUAUUGCGUCUACUGUGGGAUCUGUGAUGACAAAAUCCGGUCUAUACAAAGAUGAGCGCGAUACGCAGAAAAGGCGAUGCAGACAUCGGGAUGGCAAGCUUCUCCGAGGCGGAAUCGGGCUGACGACUGGGCUUGGCUGGAGCGACAGCGAGGAUGAAGACGCGCCAUCACCACUCACUCGCCAGUUGUCUUCGACUUCCCUGAGCCGCAAGUCUCUUCCGUCUUCUCUUCGGUCAUCCCACCCCCUCUCCCGCUCUGUCAGUGCCGCCAGUAUCGAUACCCAUUCAACAGCCGAAACUGGUGCUGGGAGACAUCGGGAUGAUAAAGGGCGCGCAUCAUUUCCAUUGGACCGGACCCGGCGCUUAGUGCCUGUCUCCUUGGAACAGAAGAUUAGUUUAAGCAGUGCAGGGUCUGCGUCCUUGCGUGGAUUUGGCCCGCAGUCUCAUGCGUCAGCUUUGUCGCUCCGCUCAGCGUCUUCCUCGGGUCGCAAGGCAACUUUAUCGAGUGCUCAUCUCGAUCAUAUCAACGAGAGAGAAGAGACAAGUUUAGAAUCCCCAUCGUCGUCGUCAAGCGCCAGCCUUCCGAUGCCACUGACUCCUGUUGGCUCGGAUGUAAUAGGGUCGAAUCGUACCAGUGGCGCCUCGUUGCUGUCUCAGCGUUCACGAAAGAUGUCCUCCGAAUUUGACCGCCAUUUUCCAACCGACCCUGCUUCCCACAUCAGUGCUGUUUCGUCAAAGCGCACUCCAUUCACCCGAUCCACAAGCGCCGGAAGUAGCAUUGCGACUAGUAUGAGUACUCCUCCGUCAUCUUACUCAGGACCCAAGUCUGCCCAGGUUCCUAGGCCGCUGCGGUUGUCACAACAGAGUAUUCUACGGCGCGCGCCUGAUGGUAGCUAUCGGCCUACAGUCUCAACAGGAAGUGCAGGAAAGAGUGGUAUUGGUACUAUUAAUGGUAACAAUCAUUGUUCUGCACCCACUGCCAGCAAGAUGCGACAGUCUGACCCUACAUCGUUGUCAAAAAGCUCACCCUCCCCGGCUCUGGGAUUACCCCGGAGUGGAUCCCGCGAUAUGACUCUUCAUAAUGGAGAUCAUUCUACCGGUCGUGACAUUGCGAUGAAAUUCCCGUCAGUCCCUGACACAAAGCUGAGGCCCCGAACCGGUACUGGCAUGACGUAUCGUUCAUCCUCAAAUCCUGCCGCACGCCCAAGCAUGAUGCGCACCCCCAGCUCAACUCGACUCAACGCAUCCUAUAACACCGACGUUGGUGUAGCGAUCUAG
Messenger RNA from Fibroporia radiculosa, 2703 nucleotides. RefSeq lists its product as uncharacterized. Lineage: Eukaryota; Fungi; Basidiomycota; Agaricomycetes; Polyporales; Fibroporiaceae. The record is from RefSeq and is a predicted model, not a curated record. The coding region runs from base 1 to 2703 and encodes 900 amino acids. The transcript is spliced from 4 exons.